Molecule: messenger RNA, 1974 nt
Organism: Morchella sextelata
Lineage: Eukaryota; Fungi; Ascomycota; Pezizomycetes; Pezizales; Morchellaceae
Exons: 1
Coding region: 1-1974 (657 amino acids)
Molecular function (GO): protein binding
Source: RefSeq, a predicted model, not a curated record
AUGUCGCAAACUCCUAAGGCUCCCGUUCUGAACAUUGAACAUCCACCACACGCGAGUCCCAUGAGUGAAGCGAGCAUUAUGGAGGCAGAUGCUCAAAUACCCGCGCCCAAACCUCAUAAUCCUGAACCCCUCCUGUUGUUUCCAGAUACACCCAGCCCGGCGGAAUCAGGUCUCCAGGUCUCCGCCCUGGGACUUCAAAAUCAUGGAAUAACGCCAGCAUUUGCGGAUAAUACCGACCCGCAGAAGUUCGGGACAGCUGUUCAAAUAUCGGCAACUGAGAUCGAGAAUCCAGAACUUCCGCUAGUAUCCGGAGACAACCUAAACCCGAAAAAGAUCGAACCAGCCAUUCGGAUCUCUACUGUGGAAUUUAAUACUCAAACAUCUCGGCCAGUAUCUGCAGAUAAGUAUUCCGGAUUCAGGAAUUCCCAGUUGGAUAUCAAAAUCCCUCCCAUGGGAAAUCAGAAUCUCAAACCUCAGGGUAUUUCCAGCCCGAAAAUGAUUGAUACGAAUGCUCGAGUAUCUUCAGUGGAUCCCAAGAAUCAGGGAUCCUCGCGAGUACGAACUUUGAGUAUUCCCGGUGUUCAAAGCUCGUACACGUAUUGGAGGUCAAUCCGCGAAAACUUUACGAAGAUCCCAAAAAUCCACACGCAGCUAGUCGUAGCAGCUAGUAAAGGAGACGCAAAAAGAGUUUCAGAAAUACUAGAUCAAGAUAUAACCCUCCCUCCACAAGAUAUCACAUAUUGGAAGACGACAUUGCAAGCUGCAGCAGAAGAUGGUCGUUGGGAGGCUGUGGAGUUAUUACUGAAGGUCGGGAGAAAAGUGAAUAAUAGUGCCGAUACUGUGGAUGGUCUUGCUGAAGUAGUAGAUAACGUUGCCACAAAGGGAGAAAUGACUGCUGUGAAAUUGCUACUGAAGGGAAUCGCCGCCAACGGAAAAUCGAAAGAAGGAAAAAGAACUAACUUACAGUUAGCAGCGGGAAAAGGAUACAAGUCAGCAGUGACUUUACUUUUGGAAGAUUCUGAGGUCAACGAAUCCGCACUGGAACAACCCAAAGGGAGGACGGCACUGCAAGCGGCAGCUGAGGGCGGGCACGAAGAAAUAGUAAGGCUUCUGUUGGACAAGGGGGCAAAUAUUAACGCACCACCGGCACAAUAUAAGGGGAGAACAGCGCUGCAAGCAGCAGCUGGAGGAGGAUAUCAGGAGGUGGUGGAGCUUCUGUUACAAAUGGGCGGAGACGCUCAGAUAAACGCACCCGCAUCAGCAUCUGAUGGGAGAACGGCGCUCCAGGCAGCAGCUGAAAAGGGACACGGAGAUAUAGUGAAGUUGCUAGUGGAACGCGGAGCCGACAUAGACGCCAAACCGUCAGCAAUAGGUGGAAUCAGUGCAAUCGAAGCAGCCAACAAAGGAGAAUACAAGUCUAUAUCAGAGUAUUUCAAGCGUCUGACGACUCAUGGCUUACAUUCGUUCUGCCGGAAUGAUAAACAAGUCGGCGAGGAGUUCCGUAAACUUCUUGACGGCGAAGCUUCGAAAACUAUUAUCAACUCAAGAGAUAGCGCAGGGCAGACCCCAUUACACAUUGCUGCAGUUCGACCUUUCAAAAAUGCCGUUGUUUUAUUGCUGGAAAAGGGGGCAAAAACUGAUAAGACUGAUUUAGACGACCGAAAUCCAUUAGAAUCAACGAUUUUUGAACUACUGAAAGUUCGUGAAUUGACAGCAUUAAAGGCUAUAAAGAAGGAAAUGGAUACGAAAAAGACAAAUUCAGACGCCCAAACCCUUCCAGAAUCCGUGACCUUGACUAGAGCCGAUGGACUACUGGAAAUUAUCUUGCUCUUGCUAAAGCAUGGUGCUGCUCCUCAUGCUCACAACAUCGAUCAGUCCCUUGCUUGGCGCAAAAUAUUUCCCUGCCCAGAGGGUGAAAGCGAUGAAAUCUUUGAGCUAAAAGAGAUACGACAUCCCGAGACCAUCAGCAAGUAG